Rodentolepis nana is the source of this 1431-nucleotide messenger RNA. Lineage: Eukaryota; Metazoa; Platyhelminthes; Cestoda; Cyclophyllidea; Hymenolepididae. The record is from the annotation of a GenBank genome assembly.
AUGAAAUCGGUAAAUAUAUCAAAGAUAUUGAAGCUUCCUGUUCGUAAUGCUGCUAAUCCAGCACUUAAGAUCUAUGAUGAAGCAAAUGAGCAAACAAUUUCGAUUCUUGAACGUGAAGGUGGAAUGAAGUAUGCAUGUGUUCCCAAACCCAACAUGUGGAAUGGACUCACUCGCAUUAUGGCAGUUUUUAAUGCUGGUUCACGUUUUGAAAACCGACCUCAUCUUCAUGGAAUUACGCACCUUAUUAGACGCAGUUGUGGUCUUUCCACUACUGACUACACUGCGGUUAAUCUUACCCGUCAUGUCCAGCAGAUGGGUGGCCAAUUACACUGCCACACAACCCGUGAACAGAUGAUAUAUAGUAUUGAUGUUGCUCCAAAUCUUGCCUCUCGAGCUGGUUUGAUUUUGGCAACUAUAGCUACGAAAACCACAUUUUAUGACUGGGAACUGAAAGAUAAUGUAUACAAGUUAAUGAGAAAAGAUUUGGACAUGCUCAAUCGACGAAGAUUCGAUGCUUUGACAAUUGAACUCCUGCACGAGGCUGCCUAUGGGCAACAUCCUGAUGGCACUGGUCUCGGAAACUCCCUAUUUGCAAACCCCUACAGGAUUGGUACUCACAAGCUUGAAGAUAUUGAAUCCUUCUACAACACCUACUUCACUCCUUCUAAUGCCGUUUUCCUUGUCACUGGUUGUGGGCCGGAAACCGAGAGCGUUCAAAUCUUUGACACUAUGUAUGAUGCUGCCCUACUACGUCCGAAUGCAAGUCCAUCUAGUGCCCCAAAACACACCUUUGUUUCAGGUGAAAGGCGCCGUGAAAUUACCGGAGCCGAUACUACGUAUGCUGCUCUAGUUUGGCCAACUACAGGAGGUCAUUUGAGCACAAGUCCAGACGCCAUGGCUCUCACUCUCGUUGCGGCUGCUAUUACUCCACCCAGGAAGACUAUCGCCUAUGGGUCGACUGGAAACUUCAUGCCUCCAUCCCCCGACGCCCUAGCAAUGCCUCUUAAUUUCUCCUAUUCCGAUCAUGGUCUUUUUGGUCUCCUUGUAACCGGUUCUAACGGCCAGGUUGUCGGUGGACAUCUUGUCGAUUCUCUGAAGGCACUCAACUUGCUUGCACAGAAUGGCUUGAAUGGAAAGCAAUUUGAAAAUGCCAAAGCCCGUUUGAUAAUGGAGGCAAUUUCGAAAAGCGAGGAUAUUAACCAGUUGACGGGGGAUAUCGCCUUCCAACUUCUCUGUGCUAGCCGAAAUGGUGAGAGGAAGAGUAGUGACAUCUGCUCGCUUGUUGAUCUUAUGACAGCAAUUGAGUCAGUGAAGCUAGAUGAUGUUAAUAGAAUUCUAGCCAAGACGGUGACUUCAGGAAAGAUGGCUCUUGCUACAGUUGGUACAGAUGUAGCCUAUGUGCCGCCCCUAGAUGCUUUGAAAUCACUUUAA